This is a messenger RNA of Macrosteles quadrilineatus (aster leafhopper), 2489 nucleotides long. RefSeq names its product piggyBac transposable element-derived protein 4-like. The record is from RefSeq and is a predicted model, not a curated record. The transcript has a single exon. Bases 1 to 2340 code for a protein of 779 amino acids. Lineage: Eukaryota; Metazoa; Arthropoda; Insecta; Hemiptera; Cicadellidae.
AUGGCGAACCCUGAUGACCCGGACUUCAACGUCUUUGUAAAUGAUCUAAUGAAUGCUUCUUUUUCGUCCGCAUAUGUUGAUAUGGAUAUAGAUGACAGUGACCGUGAGGACGCGCUAAUAUAUAACAAUCCUGGUGAAAGUGAAAGUGACGGAGAAGUCAGUCAACCCCCUCAACCUCUAGCACUGCCGCUGGAUUCACAACCACCUGUCACACCCCUUCAACCUCCAGCAUUGCCCGGCUCCACAACUGAUACCAGUCACACCACCUAUGAUGACCUUAUAAAUGAUAUAGGCCUAACAAAUACUUCCUUCUCGUCUAUAAUUGAUGUUAUGGAGAUAGAUAGUGACCGUAAGGACAUUUCUGUCACAUCACCGCCGGUUUCACUACCGACACCUGUGACACCGCUGCCGACUCCACUACCAACACCUGUGACACCGCUGCCGGCUCCACUACCAACAUCCGUGACACCGCUGCCGACUCCACUACCAACACCUGUGACACCGCUGCCGGCUCCACUACCAACAUCCGUGACACCGCUGCCGGCUCCACUACCAACACCUAUCACAGACCCUCAACCUCCAGCUAGGGCCAAGCGGUCUCGUGGUGUCAAACGAGCACCUGUGACACCACCGGCUCCACAACCGACACCUGUCACAACCCCUCAACCUCCAGCUCCGGCCAAGCGGUCUCGUCGUGUCACACGAACACCUGUUACACCGCCACCGGCUCCACAGGCCCAGCCUCCACCCGACUCUGCCGACCUGCCUACCGCACAACUCAGCGACUGGGUUGACGUCACUGAUAACGACCCUGGCCCUUCGCAUACCAUCCCGAUAUAUUCGGUAAGUGCUGGACCUGUACUUCCUGCCGCGUUCGAUAGCGAGUCAGAGCCCAUUGAUUAUUUCAAAUUGUUUUUCAACGAUAACAUAUUUGAUCUUAUUUGUACUGAAACAAACUUAUAUGCUAACAAGCGGAAAGCUCAGUGUAAUUCACCCCGUGGUAGAAUAAACACGUGGAAGGACAUCACCCCUGUUGAACUGAAAGCCUUUUUUGCAACUAUAAUAAAUAUGGGGUUGAUUCCACUACCGUCUAUUGAAUCCUACUACUCGACUACCUGGAUAGGGCGAAUACCUUUUUUCAGAGACGUGUUCAAUAGAGAUGAGUUCUUGAAUAUUUUCUGGAAUCUCCACUUCAAUCACAAGGAUACCAACAAUGCAGUGCCCAGGGGAUUUCUUGUUUCACCCAUAGUCGACCAUAUGAAAGAAAUGUGUAGGCUUUUUUAUAACCCCUCAGAACACAUUUCAGUCGACGAGAGCACCAUUUCCUUCAAAGGAAAAGUUAGUUUUAGGAUCUAUAACCCAAACAAACCAACCAAAUUCGGUUUGAAGAUCUUUGUUGUGUCCGAUAGCAAGAGUGGCUAUCUAUAUGAUUUUAUCCCAUAUUACGGAAAGGAGACACUAAUACCAGACACAACAUUGCUAAAAACAACACAGAUUGUAAAAGUAUUAGCCCAGUCUGUUGCUAUGAAAGACCCUGUUUCACCUGCUACUGGUCUCCACGUUUACACAGACAGAUAUUACACGAGUCCUGAAAUAGCAGAAGAGCUAUUAGGUAUGGGAUGUUUCCUUACAGGCACUGUAAUGCCAAACAGAGUUGGUUUACCACCAAGAUUGAAAGCUAUUGGUAAAGGCCUAAAAAAGGGGGAAAUUGUUUCCAAGCGAAAGGAAAAUACACUGGUACUUUCUUGGAAAGAUAAGCGCACUGUACACAUGCUAAGCACUUUUUCCAAGGGUAGCAAACAUAAUACGACGGAUGUCCCAAGCAAGUGGCCGAACAAGCCACCAACAGCAAAACCGCAUGUUAUCCUUGAUUACAUAAAACAUAUGGGAGGCGUUGAUCACACCGAUCACUUUAUUUCAUCUUACCAGUUUAUGCGCCGAACUAGAAAAUGGUAUAGAAAAAUGUUUUUCUGGCUUUUUGAGGUGGCUAUUGUGAACUCGUACAUUAUGUACAAAGACAUACAACAAAAGCACAACAAAAAUCCCAUGUCACAUAGGCAGUUCCGCACAUGCUUGGUGAAGUCCUUGGUAGAGGAAAAACUCGCUAAUCGUCCAAUAGCACGUAAAAGAGGCCGUCCAGUCUACGGGCCACCGAAUCAACGGUUAGAUGGAAACCCACAUUUUAUGGACAGAAAAGAAAAGGGAGCUAAUCGGUGUGUGGUGUGUUUCAAAAAUGGACGCCGCCGCGAGACAAUCUACUUCUGCAAGACUUGCGACUCCCGUCCGGCGCUUCACCCAGACACCUGUUUCGAGCAGUUCCACACGAUGGCUGAGUACUAGAACUUUAUAAUGUUUUUGUUGGACCCUAACAUUGUUUUUAGUGAUUUUUUAUGAACUUGGCAUUGUAUUCCUUUUUAUAAUAUUCUGUUUCAAAACUGUUUAGAAAUACUUUUUUUCAAUUUUCAAUUUUUGUACGUUUAUUUUUUUUU